Messenger RNA from Thrips palmi, 1537 nucleotides. RefSeq lists its product as uncharacterized. The transcript has 5 exons. The record is from RefSeq and is a predicted model, not a curated record. Lineage: Eukaryota; Metazoa; Arthropoda; Insecta; Thysanoptera; Thripidae. The coding region runs from base 551 to 1105 and encodes 184 amino acids.
GUUAGAGUCCGAUUUAGCGACUCUGGAGCUCAAAACGCGUUUGGAGUUUUGGCCGCCGGCGCCGGUCCUCUGACCCGCUGUGCGCUGUGUCCCCCAGACGCGUCUUACGGCAGCCACUUCGGCCUGUACGGCGGCGUCAACCUGCUGCCCGUGUUCGGGGAGCGCAUGAAGACCGUGCCCACCGUGCCGCGCACGCACCACCACUUCGGCACCGGCGUCAACACGGGGUGCGGCAAGCGGGACCUGCCCGUCGAGAGCAGCUCGGAGUCCGCUGCGGUCGGUGACGGUGCCCCUCAGAUUCCAGGACGUGCAGCUGCACCCCACCGUGCUGGAGCUGAAGGCGAUCGCACAGCGCGCCGACUGGGUGCCUGCGCCGAGCCUGGCCAGCGCCAAGGUGGUGAAGCUCGCCCAGCCCACGCGCCGCUACCCACAAGUGCGCCAGGCUUUGUUCCCGUUCCCGAAGGACCCUGCGGGCAACAGCUGCCCCUCGGAACCCCCGCCCCCUCCGCAGCCUCCGCCAACAGACAAGCCGGAGCCGGUGGUUCUGCCAAUGAGCUCCCUCAUGUGGCCCACGCCCUUUUGGUACAACGGGUCGCUGAGUCGCCCGGGCAGGCCGGUGGGCGACGCCAACGACUACAAUUUCUGCAAACUCGCAAAGAGCAGCGUACCCGUCGCGAUGGUGGAGAAAAUGGAGCUGGAUGAUCCCAGCUAUUACAUUCCGGGACAAGUUGGUAAGCUUCGGCAGGACAAGCAAUCCUAUCCCCACAACAGAAAAAAACAGUUCUUGAUAAUUUUGCAACUCUCUGUCACUGCAGCCAAUGAAGGCCAUGCUCCGGAGCCAAAUCAAGUGAUUCAGGAUGAGCCUCCUGUACAGAAUAAAAGACGGCCACUGUAUGAGAGGAGAAUCAUUCCCUUACGUCCUCCACAAGAACAUUACCAACUGAGUCCAUGGAUUGGACAAGACAAAAGGAGUUUGGAAAGGGUCGGAUCAGCGUUUCGAACUGACGUGUGCAAUGGCCACUACACUCUCUACCCUCCAGGACCACAACCUGCCAUAACGCUCAGAAGAUGUGACUAUCCUGACAUAAGGCUGAGUGUGCUGUAAGAAAAGAUGGUAUGAAUGAAAAUAGGCUGAGUUUGUGACUUACGUUUUAUUCAACAUAUCAUCCAUAAUGUAUGUACAAUGUAUGGUUAAAAAAAGAUGUUUGUUAUUAAGAUACAACAUUUUAAAAUACAUACAGUUUCCAAGUCACGGUUUCAAAAUAAUAAAACAUAAGCGGACUGGUCUAAUGUUUUUGCAUUGCUGAUAAUUUUGAAUAACACGCAAAAAAACAGUCUGCUCCUUGUUGGUUCUUGUCAAAAUUACAUUAUGUACAAUGUUCCUUUUUAAUAAUUUUUUUCAAUCAGUUGAAUUGAAGCAAUGAUCUGCUAUACAACUCAUUUUAUUUACAGGGUACCCACAAAACACAGUUUGUGUAACUUUUUUCUAUUUUCGUUUUACUUAUUUUGCCAAUAAAUAUGCUACUUUGAGCAUGCU